This is a messenger RNA of Capronia epimyces CBS 606.96, 456 nucleotides long. RefSeq lists its product as uncharacterized. Gene Ontology annotation, molecular function: carbon-sulfur lyase activity. The coding region runs from base 1 to 456 and encodes 151 amino acids. The record is from RefSeq and is a predicted model, not a curated record. NCBI's taxonomy places the organism in Eukaryota, Fungi, Ascomycota, Eurotiomycetes, Chaetothyriales, Herpotrichiellaceae. The transcript has a single exon.
AUGUCAGGCCCUACUCCAGCCAAACGACCCUUCACCGGCGGUUGCCACUGCGGUUCCAUCAAGUAUGAAGCCACCAUCCUGCUCACUGACCAUCCGGUGGCCACCCGCUGCAACUGUACCAUCUGCCUCAAACAAGGGUUCACUGGCGUGCAGCUGGACCCGCAAGACUUCCGCCUCCUGUCUCCCGAAUCGUUCUCCCAGAUCAAAGACUAUCAAUUCAGAUCCAAGGACGUGCACAAGUACUUCUGCGACACAUGCGGGAUUCACGUUGUUGGGAGGGGCCAAUUCGAAUACGAAGGCUCCGUUCACCACUUCUUCGCUCUCAACAUCCUGACGCUCGACCAGCCACAGGAGGGGCUUGAUCUUGCUCGAUUCAAGAUCAAAUACGUGGAUGGGAAGAAUGACAACUUCAAGGCCGGGGCCAGGGAUGUUCCAUGGCCAUGGGGGUGUGUUUGA